Brugia pahangi is the source of this 723-nucleotide messenger RNA. The record is from the annotation of a GenBank genome assembly. NCBI's taxonomy places the organism in Eukaryota, Metazoa, Nematoda, Chromadorea, Rhabditida, Onchocercidae.
AUGCGUAUCCUCGGAUUAACUUCCUACACGGAAAAUCCUGCAUGGCGGUAUCCACUUAUGAUUUAUAAUAUUAUGAUUAUGAUAAUCAUGAAUGGUUAUUCGGCUUUUAUUAUAACAGAAAUAGAAUUUACUGGAUUUAAUGUUAACAUUGCAUUUGCUAUUGUUCAUGCAUGUUACCUUGCAAGUGGUGGCAUUUGCUCGUUAUUUCUCUUCUGGAUGCGAAAAAGUUUCAAUCGAUUGAUUAAAAUUGUUGUACAACAGGUAGCUAUACAUGAUCCAAAUUUCAAACAUGCCUUACGACUUCAUCGGAUGUGUAAAAUAAUGGUUGGUCUAACUAUUUUCUGGGCUAUGAUAGCUGUUAUUACUACAGCUGUUUGCUUUGAUGCAUUUAUUGAUGACAUGCAUCACGAUGGUAUAGUUAUAGAUCAUAAUUGGACAAGUAGCCAAGCAGUUAACCAUGUAUUGAAAUAUAAACAUCGUUAUCGAGGUCUAAAAAAAACUGCUGAUAUAAUUGAGGAGCAAUUCAAAUAUGCAAUAGCAUAUGUCGAUGCAUUAUGCUUUACCGAACUAUGCUUCAUACUGUAUACUUAUUUGGAAGAUAGAAGUGAAAGUAAAACAUGGAUUGAUACGAUAUUAUGUAUACUGUAUGCUAUUAGUUCAUUAUUUCAUAUGACUUUUUUCACUGCACCUGCUUAUCGACUUUAUGAAAGAGUAAUAGUUUAA